AUGUUCUCCUCGUCGAAUUCCUUCCUCGGCGGUGGUGCAGGUGGCCGCCCAGGCCAGGCACCAUUCAUGCAGCAACAGCAGCAACAGCAGCAACAGCCAACAUACUCGCAAUUCUCUCAGGGCCAACAGCAGCCGCCAAUGCAGCAGCCUCAGCCGACGGGAUUUGCGCCGCAACCAACUGGCUUUGCCGGACAACCGUCGCCAUUUGCUCCAGCCGCAGUUCACUGGCUUCCCUGGACAGCAACUACCACAAUCGCAGCAGCAAUUCCAACAGCCGCAAAAUCUGCAGCCUCAAUAUACCGGUUUCCCCCUCAGAAUCAGCCUCAGAGCCAGGCGCAGCCACCACUCCCUCAACUUCAGCUCCCCCAGGCUACGGGGCUCCCUUCCCGGUUGAAGACUUCGUUUGAUGUCGCAAACUCCUUCCAAGAUACCGGUGCCACCGGAAACCCCCCGCAAGUGCCACCGAAGACUGGUUCAAAGAUCCCGAGUAUCCGGCUCUCUUUCAUCACAGCACAGGAUCAGGCCAAGUUUGAGCAGCUAUUCAGAACUGCUGUUGGCAAUGAAAAGACAUUGGACGGCGAGAAAGCGCGGGAUCUUCUCCUGCGCUCCAAGCUCCCAGGUGCCGACCUUUCCAAGAUCUGGAUUUUGUCAGAUACCACUAAGUCAGGACAAUUGUUCUUUCCCGAGUUCGCACUGGCUAUGUACCUGUGUAAUUUGCGUCUGACUGGCCGUGAAGUGCCUACCUCUUUGCCUGAGACGAUCAAGAAUGAGGUAUCUAGCAUGGUUGACAUUAUCUCCUUCGAUGUGCCCGACUCGGCACCACCGCCAGCGCCGCGAACCAAUGCGCCCAAUUUUGAUGCGCCUCUUCUGGAGAACAAGUCGACCCCGCCUAUCGUGCAGCAGCCCCAGCCCCAACAGGCGAGCAAUACUCAGCUACUGAACCAGUUGACUGCACAGCCCACCGGAUUCUUCUCUCAGCCUACUGGCAUGCAGCCUCAACAGACCGGCAUCCCAGGGCAGAAUCAGGCACAGUUCCUCCAAUCGCAACAGACAGGGUUCAUGAGUAACCCGCAAGCUACGGGGUACACUGGUCCUCGGCCCCCAAUGCCCCCAAUGCCUACUGGGUUUGCCUCAAACCUCAGCCCUGCACAGACUGGUGGCCUAGGUGUGCAACCUACUGGGCUCACAGCACAGCCUACUGGUAUUCCUGGUCAGUGGGGCUUUAUCAACACCCCCGCACAAGGGUUGCCCAAUAUCGAGGCUAUGAAGCAGCAGCUCAUGCCUCAACCCGGUCGCGAGGGUGGUUUCAACAUGGCCAACCUUUCCGGCAAUGCCACAGUUGCCUGGGCCAUCACUAAGGAAGAGAAGAAAAUUUAUGACGAUCUGUUUCGUGCCUGGGAUGGAUUCCGCAAGGGAUUCAUUGGCGGCGAAACUGCCAUUGAGAUCAUGGGUCAAAGUGGAUUAAACAGGAAGGAUUUGGAGCGAAUCUGGACUUUGGCCGACCCUCACAAUCGCGGCCGUCUCAACAUGGAUGAGUUCGCUGUUGCCAUGCAUUUGAUCUAUCGGGCUUUGAACGGUUAUCCGGUGCCUAGCCUCAAGUCCCUUUUGUCCCAGGAUGCCGAAUCGCGGAAGGCAUCCGGAGCUUUCUUGCAGCCCCAGAAGACCGGUGUCAGCUAUCUCAAGGAUCACUCGUUCCGUGGUGGUAGUGGACAGCCCGGAGCCAGCCGUAAGGAUGCGACGAUGUUCAAGAACAAUGAUGCCGCGGGCGGCUACCGUUCAAGUGCCCGCCAUCGUGUUGGUAACGACGCCCAUACUCCAUCGCCCGGUGCCUCCCAGACUUCAGAGGGAGACGAGCUGUCAGUGGACCAGCUGCGAAAGAAGAUCCGUGAGGCCAAGGUGAUGCUAGACGCCGUUGACUUUCAGGACGAGAACCGGGCUGAGGACGACGAGGCUCUUGAUCGCCAGGACCGCCGUGAGGCAGAGAGCCUCAUGGACCGUAUUCGUCGUGUGCAAGAUGACAUUGACACCCACCCCAAUGCUUCGUUCCGUCAAUUGGAUACCGGGGCGGAGCGUAGGGCUCUUCGUCGUCAGCUCCAGUCCUACGAGGACCAGGUUCCACAGGUCGCAUCUGAAGUUCGACGCGUUGAGCGUGAGAUAUCCGAUGCCAAGCUUGAGCUUUUCCGCCUGAAGGAUGCCAAAGCCCAUCCUGGUAGCGCUCAGACCAUUGUUGGCACUGGACCAGGCGGUGCAGUGACCGAGUCGGAUCGCAUCAAGGCUCGCGCUCGUGCCCGCAUGCAAGCCCGCGCUGCUGAGUUGGCUGGCCGCCCAGCCCCCGCCACUGAAGAUGAUGAUGGACAGGCUGCUCGCCGACUGGAGGCUGAGAGUGCAAAUGUCAAGGCUGAGCGGGAGCGCAACGAAACUAUGACCCGUGAUGUCGAGGAAAGUGUCCGGGACUUCACCCGCAGUUUGGAGGACAGUCUCCGCGAAGAAGGACAAAACUCCACUCGUGAGCAUGAAAAGCGACGAUGGGAGGAUGCCCUGGGCGUUGAAGAAAUCACCCGUGACUUCAUCUAUGACCUUAGCCGCAACAGCCGGACUGCCAGCAUCCGCAAAGAAGAACCCCGUCAUGGAUCCCCCGCUUCCGAUUCACCUGCUGCACGGCCGUCUGUGCCCGCUUCGACCGGCUCGUCGGGCUCUACUCCCGUUAACACGCACGAGGACCGUGUGGCAGCUGCCAGGGAGCGUGCACAGAAGCGCAUCGCAGAGCGGAUGGCCGCUGUCGGCCUGAAGCCUGCCGAUUCGACCGAAACUUUGGCCCAGCGUCAGGAACGAGAGAAGAGAGAACGCGAAGAGCGCGUCAGGCGUGCUGAAGAAGAAGAUGCUAAGAGGGAGGUUGAGAGACAGCGCCGUUUGGCUGAGGAGAGGGGUGGUCCUAGUGCCGCAGCUCCCAAGGCUGCUGGCAAGAAGCCACCUCCGGCACCUCCUACUCGCAGAGCCCGAACUGAUAGUGCCGGCCAGGCUGAUGCUAAGAAGGCCGAAGAGGCCAAGGCAGAGCAUGCUAUUCGUGAGCAGGCCAUCAAGGAGGAGCAGGAGGCACAGGAGGCGGAGACAAAGCGUCUUGAAUCUGAGGCCGAUGAUUUCCAAAAGGAGAAAGAAGCCCAGGCAGCUCGCCUCAAAGCCCUUGAGGAGCAGGUUCGACAAGGCAAAAUCAAGAAGCAGGAAGAGAAACGCCGCAGGGAAGAAGCUGCUCGCAUGGCUAAGGAGCAGGAGGCCAAGAUGGAAGCUCAGCGUGCUGAACUUGAAGCUGCUAGGGAACGUGAGCGCCAGUUACAGCGCGAGCUGGAGGGUUUGGAUGACGGAAGCUCCUCAGACGAUGAAGGGCCUGAGAGCAUCACUCCCCAGAACAGCACUCCCACCCAGAGCCAGUUUCUGUCCGCACCACCUCGGCCUCUGCCCCCGAAGCUCGAGAAGGCCCCCAGCCCGGCUACCUCCCCAGUUGAAGGAUUUGUAGCUCCCGUUGCUACAGCUGACGCGGAGUCGAAAAACCCUUACUUCAAGUCCCUUGGACAAACCACUGAGCCGAUCCAAGCAACUUCGCCCGCGGCCCAGUCCACCAACCCGUUCCACCGCCUCGCUCAACAAGAGAAGCAAGAAGCUUCCAAGCCUACUUUCACUGGAGCCGGACCUUUGGAACGCAAGACCCGUACACGCCCUGAGGAGGCUGAUGACUGGUCCAAUGCCGGCUCCGAUAUUGAGUCGUCUGAUGAUGAGAAUGAGCGGCCCGGCGGUGGCAGCGCCAAGCAGCUUGCCAGCAUCCUGUUCGGUACCAUGGCACCACCGCGCCCUUUGAGUGCAAUGGAUGAAGACAAGUCCGCUACACCUGUCCAGGCCAGCCCUAUUGCGCCCCCUCCUCUUCCUCCCGCGACUCUCGCAUCUUCCGCUAUCGAGCCCGAGGCCGGAGACAGUGCCCUAAUUGCUCCCCCUUUUCCCCCUCCCGGUGCCGUGCCUCCUCCGCCUCCGCCCCCGGGAGGCGCUCCGUUCGCAGCACCUCCCCCCCCUCCUCCUGCACCUGGUGCUCCUGCAGCUCCACCUCCGCCUCCUCCGGGCGCCCCUCCAGGAGCCCCCCCUCCCCCUGCGCCCCCUGCCCCUGGCGUCGCGGGUGGAGCUCAUUCCGCUCUGCUUGCAUCCAUUCAAGCUGGACGGGGUCUCAAGAAGGUGCAGACCAACGACCGCAGCACGAGUUCCUCGGCUGGGCGCGUGCUUUGA
This is a messenger RNA of Penicillium maclennaniae, 4266 nucleotides long. RefSeq names its product actin cytoskeleton-regulatory complex protein PAN1 (gene pan1). The transcript has 7 exons. Gene Ontology annotation, cellular component: plasma membrane; cytoplasm. The coding region runs from base 1 to 4266 and encodes 1421 amino acids. Gene Ontology annotation, molecular function: calcium ion binding; actin binding. Lineage: Eukaryota; Fungi; Ascomycota; Eurotiomycetes; Eurotiales; Aspergillaceae. Gene Ontology annotation, biological process: endosomal transport; endocytosis. The record is from RefSeq and is a predicted model, not a curated record.